UGGGAUAUGGCCGUCGGUGCCGUUGCCGUUAGCAUCAAGUAUCACCGGGACUUUCUCCCACCCCUCCUCCCUGUAUAUGCUUCCAGCUUGCAGGCCCUCGCACCGCACGAGAUAGGAUUUGAUGAUUUGGAUGAUGCUCAAGCUGACCUUCUAUCUGCCGUCGGCUACGUUCUUGGCGGGACGCCAGUAGGUGUCCUCGAUGAGUUGUUAGAUGCGCUGCCCUCGCUACGUGAAUUGUUUCCAGACGAAGGUGAAUGGAGCUGGGUGUUGAGAGAGACCUGGAGGUCUUUGAUGAUUUGUAUACUAGAGCCUGACAUCCUCAACUUCCCGAUAUCCCUUCUUUCAGUGUCAGCGGUAAGCGAGGCCGUUUUGGAUGUUUUGUUGCACCGGAAGGUCAGCAGUCGUGACAAGUACAAGGAUAAGUGGCGAGAGGAGGCUGAAGAGGAAGCGGAGGGCAUACUGUUAGAUAUCCAGAAUGUCCUGGGUAUCGGAGAGGUUAGUUUUGGUUCUUUUGAAGCGAGCUUCUUACUGACGAGAAAGGCAGAGGUCGAUGCAUGA
This is a messenger RNA of Guyanagaster necrorhizus, 558 nucleotides long. RefSeq lists its product as uncharacterized. The transcript is spliced from 4 exons. The record is from RefSeq and is a predicted model, not a curated record. NCBI's taxonomy places the organism in Eukaryota, Fungi, Basidiomycota, Agaricomycetes, Agaricales, Physalacriaceae. The annotation marks the transcript as partial.